AUGGAGGGUCUGCAUAUCAACCCGGCCAACUGGGGAGACCUCGCCCGGGACCGACCGACCUGGAGGAGGACAGUGAAGACAGGCGCAGCGAUCUACGAAGCCAACCGCAACACCGCCGCCGCCAAAGCCAAACGCGGGGCUCGCGAAUCUCAACUGCACUUACUUCGCAACGCCAACGCUCAACCGCCAUCGACCUCCCACGAUGGCAGCGGACGUUCGGGGCGUCAAUCGGCCUUAUACGACAUCUUCGUACCAACUUCAGCAGCGGACUACAUCAGCUGCUGUCUCUCCGUCCUAUUCUUCCUCAUCCCCCACGCCAACAACUAA
Spirometra erinaceieuropaei is the source of this 327-nucleotide messenger RNA. The record is from the annotation of a GenBank genome assembly. Lineage: Eukaryota; Metazoa; Platyhelminthes; Cestoda; Diphyllobothriidea; Diphyllobothriidae.